This is a messenger RNA of Periconia digitata, 333 nucleotides long. NCBI's taxonomy places the organism in Eukaryota, Fungi, Ascomycota, Dothideomycetes, Pleosporales, Periconiaceae. The record is from the annotation of a GenBank genome assembly.
CCUGGCAAGAGAAACAGUAUCCCAGAACAAUUCCUUCUGCCAUGAUUCACUCUGGACAAAACCGAACAUAUUUUCUGGAUCUACAUACCAUCCAUCACUAUCUGGCAGACCUGCAAGAACUGCGAGUCGAACUCUUCUUGGGUUGCGCAUGUAGAUAGAUAGUAUAUGUUUUGUAUCUUCCUCAGACCCUUUCCCCCCAUGGCAGCGCACCCUACGAAGAUCAAGUUCUUUUUGAACAUGACUAACACCGCCUGGAUUCCGGACAACUUCAUUUGCAAGAUACUCCUCCUCUUGAGGCUGCAGAUUACCAUAUACGUUUCGACCAGUCUAUAG